AUGGUUAGGGAAGGUAUAGUUUUGGAUCACAAAGUAUCUCAAAAGGGACUGGAGGUUGACAAGGCAAAGAUUGAGUUAAUUGAGAAGCUACCACCACCAAUUUCGAUAAAAGGUAUUCAGAGUUUCUUGGGGCAUGCAGGAUUCUACCAUAGAUUCAUCAAAGACUUCUCAAAAAUUGUACUCCCAUUAUCCAGGUUAUUGGAGAAGGAUGUUAAAUUUGACUUUGACGACGCAUGUAUGGCAGCCUUUAAAUGCUUGAAAGAGAAAUUAAUCUCUACCCCGGUGAUUAUUAGCCUAGAUUGGUCGGAACCGUUUGAAGUGAUGUGCAAUGCAAGUGGGACUGCAUUGGGUGUUGUUUUACGACAAAAGCGAAACAAACUAUUUCAUCAAAUCUAUUAUGAAAGAAAAAUAUUGAAUGGGGCUCAACGUAACUACACUGUUACGGAGGAAGAGUUACUUGCAAUAGUAUAUGAAUUUGAGAAAUUUCAGUGGUCGUCCCUCUACAAAGAUGCCCAUGAAUUUGUCAAGAAAUGCAUACAAUGCCAAAAACAAGGUGGAGUGUCACGAAGGUAUGAGUUGCCUCUUCAAUCCAUUCUGGAGGUUGAGUUAUCCGAUGUUUGGGAAAUAGAUUUUAUGGGGCUAUUUGUGAGCUCGUUUAGUAACAACUAUAUUUUGGUGGCUAUGGAUUAUGUUUCGAAAUGGGUUGAAGCGGUAGCACUACCUAUCAAUGAAGGGAAGAGUGUUGUCCACUUUCUAAAGUGCUACAUCUUUGCAAGAUUUGGCACCCCUCGGGCUAUCAUAAGUGAUGGAGGUUCACAUUUUUACAACCGGCUAACUGACUCGUCUCGAAAGCUAGAUGAUUCUCUUUGGGCAUAUCGCACUGUGUACAAGACACCAAUUGGCAUGUUCCCAUAUCAACUGGUUUUUGGGAAGUCUUGUAUCCUACCGAUUGAACUUGAACACAAAGCACUAUGGACACUAAAGGCAUUAAACCUGGAUUGGGAAAAUGGUUCGAAAGGGAGAGUAGAUCAGCUACACGAAAUGGAAGAAUUGAGGUUUAGAGCAUAUAAAAGUUCAGCUCUUUACAAGGAAAAAAUGAAACAUGGCAUGAUUCUAAAAUCAUUAGAAGAAAAUUUUUGGGUUGGAGACUUUGUGUUGCUAUACAAUUCUCAAUUGAGACUCUUCCCGGGAAAGCUCAAGUUAAAAUGGUCCGUCCCGUUUAAAGUGACAUGCAUAUUUCAGAAUGGGGCCAUUGCGGUCGAAGGUGAAGAGAGUCCAGCCUUCAAGGUAAAUGGGCAACUCUUAAAGUUGUAUUUUGGAGAAUGUCAUGAGAUUGAUUGA
This is a messenger RNA of Solanum stenotomum, 1341 nucleotides long. RefSeq lists its product as uncharacterized. Gene Ontology annotation, biological process: DNA integration. Gene Ontology annotation, molecular function: nucleic acid binding. Lineage: Eukaryota; Viridiplantae; Streptophyta; Magnoliopsida; Solanales; Solanaceae. The transcript has 3 exons. The record is from RefSeq and is a predicted model, not a curated record. Bases 1 to 1341 code for a protein of 446 amino acids.